AUGAUGUCCUCCACGCUCUCUAGAUGCAGCACCAUCACCAUUACUUCCCCCGAACCAGUUUCCCGAGGCAGAGGCCUCUACAUCAGCCCAGCAUCACUAAACCUUGAGCGUGUCUAUGAGCAGAACAGACAACGACAGCAGAAGAAAGAUGGGUCUAAGGCACCCGAGCCUCUGGCAACGACCCAAGCCAAGGGGAAACCUCGCCUCCUCUUAAUGGGCCAGAGAAGGAGCGGCAAGUCGUCUAUCUCCAGCGUGGUCUUCCAUAAACUACCUCCAACCGAGACCCUAUUCCUCGAGUCAACUGCACGUAUACAGAAAGACACUCUUAACUCAUUCAUGGAGUUUCAAGUAUGGGACUUCCCGGGCCAGAUCGACAUCUUCGACAAUCCCAACUUCACCUUCGAUAUGGACGCCAUCUUUGGCGAGAUUGGUGCGUUGAUAUGGGUGAUCGACGCCCAGGACGACUACCUCGAGGCAGUGGCACGCCUCAAUGCGACAAUCCUACACCUCCAACGCAGCUACCCCCACAUCAACAUCGAGGUCUUCAUCCACAAGGUGGACGGGCUGUCGGAUGACUACAAGCUUGACAUCCAGCGGGACGUGACGAUCCGCAUCCAGGACGAGCUGUCGGACCAGGGGGUCGAGAACGCACCGGUCAACUUCCACCUUACCAGCAUUUACAACCACAGCAUCUUCGAGGCCUUUAGUAAAGUCAUCCAGAAGCUGAUCCCGCGGCUGGGCCAGCUGGAGGCGAUGCUGACGUCCCUCUGCCGCACGUGCCGCUUCGAGAAGGCGUACCUGUUCGACGUCAACACCAAGAUCUACAUUGCGACCGACUCGGCGCCCGAGGAUAUGACCAGCUACGAGAUCUGCUCCGACUACGUCGACGUCAUCAUCGACUUCACCGAGGUCUACGGCAGCUGGCAGCACUCGCCCGGCUGGCGCGCCCGGCUGGAACAGGCGCCCUGGUCGCAGAGCCUCGACGACCAGAUCGCCUGCGACUGGGCCGAGAGCGCCAUGGUCCUCUCCGAUGGCCAGCGGCCCAUCAUGCUGCGCGAGGUCGACCGCUUCCUCGCCCUCGUCGCCGUCAUGCACGACGGCUCCUACGAGAAGAUGCCCCUCAUCAACAUGAACGUCGACGUCGUCGUCAAGGGCCUGACCGACUUCUUCGAGAUCACAAAGCCAAAGGAGGCGAGGGCUGGCUCCAAGGGUGUGUCGAGCCCCGAGUAG
This is a messenger RNA of Phialemonium atrogriseum, 1230 nucleotides long. RefSeq names its product Gtr1/RagA G protein conserved region-domain-containing protein. The record is from RefSeq and is a predicted model, not a curated record. Gene Ontology annotation, biological process: cellular response to starvation; negative regulation of autophagy. Gene Ontology annotation, molecular function: GTPase activity; GTP binding. Lineage: Eukaryota; Fungi; Ascomycota; Sordariomycetes; Cephalothecales; Cephalothecaceae. Bases 1 to 1230 code for a protein of 409 amino acids. The transcript is spliced from 3 exons. Gene Ontology annotation, cellular component: Gtr1-Gtr2 GTPase complex; fungal-type vacuole membrane; nucleus.